Messenger RNA from Pocillopora verrucosa, 1426 nucleotides. NCBI's taxonomy places the organism in Eukaryota, Metazoa, Cnidaria, Anthozoa, Scleractinia, Pocilloporidae. The record is from RefSeq and is a predicted model, not a curated record.
GCACGAUGAGAGCGUUUGUUGUGAGCGGCUGUCGUGACGUCAUGUCAUAUCAACCCACAAGUUUUUGAGGCUGGAGCUCAUAGCAGCGAUGACACACAGCUGACAAGCCAAGCCCUGGAAUGCUGCGAUAAGUAACUCGUUCAACGAUCUCCACGCCUUAGUUUAAACUCACGUCAGUUACAAGCAGUUCAACCAAGCACAGCAGUCAGCCAUGGACACUACUAUAGCGGCUAAACCUGACAAUACUCAAGGAAAAAAGAAAACAAGGAGGCGAGGACCUCGUUUGACCGGAGUCAGUCGACAAAGACGAAUGGCUAACGCACGUGAGAGGAGCCGCGUGCAAACCCUUAAUGCACACAUUGAGAGGUUGAGGGAUCUAAUUCCACUUUUUCCUGGGGAGAAGAAACCCUCCAAAACGGAGACCAUCAGACUGGCAGCAGUAUACAUUUCCUGUCUGACUGAGAUUCUCGAGAACACACCUGAAGGUUUGGAAAGAAUUAACCCAGACGAGCUACUUCCAAGCCUUCCAGGAUUUGAAGAUGGUUGGAGUCUCUCUGCAAAUCUUCCACGAUUCUGCUUUGACUCGUUCUCUGAUAAUGAAGACAACUUACUGGACCUCGACCUUGGUGAAUACCUUUGGGAGGAAUACGAGUAGCACUCCCUUGUGUGGGAGAGCACAUAGGUUUCACAGCCAUUCAACAUGAUCCACAGGACACUUUUAUUUCAAAUCUUUCAUCCUUGUACGACAAACCACUUAUCGGUAAAAUUAUCACCUAUUUUAUCAAGUAUCUGGGACAAUCUUUGGAAUGUGUGAAUAAGGCACACAAUGACUCCAAGUGGUGAUUCCUUAUGUGGCCAGUUGGUGAAAAGAAGUUAUGUCACGGUAGUUGAGCAAUUUCCUACCACGCGUAACAUCACGCGGAUACCUCAACCCCAACUAUGAGAAAAAAAAUUGAUUGACACUUAAAUGAGAUAGUAAAGCACCAAUUAGAUUACUAUAAGCUAAAAUGAAAAAAGGAAUUUUAAGGAUGGAGAAGAUUAACUCGGAUUGCAUGCAAUGAGUUCGUAAAAUUGCUAGAUCCUUUUUCCACAAACCGUGACUUAGCUUGUUUUCGUCUUACAUUCGUUGAGCUUGGAGAUGAAAAAUUUAGGGUAUCUUGUAAUCCGAGCGACAAAAGAGUUACUGACUAAGUGUGCUCUUGAUUCAGUUCAAACUUCCACUUGUUAAAUUCGUUUCCAAUCGCACAAAAUAAAUUAUGAAGAAUAUAUUGUUAAGUUGAUGAGAGUCCAGGAAUAUAUUUAUCGCGGGACUUCCAAGGAACAUUCGUAAGAACGAUUUCUCAAUCAACACUUGUGCAAUUAUGGGUAUUGAUAAGCUAAUAUCAUUAUAUUUCAAUAAGAUAUUCUAUUAAAAUCGUGUGGCUUU